GACACAAUGGGGCUUCCAGGUAUGAUGUCAGCUUCAGUCCUCAAAGGCCAAUUAUUGUUGUUCCUGCUGUUGCUGCUGGGACCACAGACCUGCCAAGGCCUAGUCAUCAUGCCUCCUGGGCCAGAGUUCAUCCUCAACAUCUCCAGCACCUUUGUUCUGACCUGCUCGGGUUCAGCUCCAGUGAUAUGGGAACAGAUGUCCCAGAUGUCCUGGCAAGAAGCAUCCAUGAAUCAGGAUGGCACCUUCUCCAGUGUGCUGACACUGACUAAUGUCACAGGGGGAGACACUGGAGAAUACUUUUGUGCCUACAACAACUCCCUAGGGCCAGAGCUCAGUGAGCGGAAACGCAUCUAUAUCUUCGUGCCAGACCCCACCAUGGGCUUCCUCCCCAUGGACUCUGAGGAUCUAUUCAUCUUUGUUACGGAUGUGACUGAGACGACAAUUCCAUGCCGAGUGACAGACCCCCAGCUGGAGGUGACGCUGCAUGAGAAGAAAGUGGAUAUCCCUCUACACGUACCCUAUGACCACCAGCGUGGUUUCAUUGGCACUUUUGAGGACAAGACUUACAUCUGCAAAACCAUCAUUGGGGACAGGGAAGUGGACUCUGAUACCUUCUAUAUCUACAGCCUCCAGGUGUCAUCCAUCAAUGUCUCUGUGAAUGCAGUACAGACAGUGGUCCGCCAGGGUGAGAGCAUCACCAUCCAGUGUAUUGUAAUGGGAAAUGAUGUGGUCAACUUCCAGUGGACAUACCCCCGCAUGAAGAGUGGGCGGCUGGUGGAGCCGGUGACAGACUACCUAUUUGGGGUGUCCUCCCGAAUUGGCUCCAUCCUGUACAUCCCCACUGCUGAGCUGAGUGACUCGGGGACCUAUACUUGCAAUGUGUCGGUGAGCGUGAAUGACCAUGGAGAUGAAAAGGCCAUCAACAUCACUGUGAUUGAGAAUGGCUAUGUGAGACUGCUAGGAACACUUGGUGAUGUACAAAUCGCUGAGUUGCACCGGAGCCGGACGUUGCAGGUGGUGUUCGAGGCUUAUCCGCCACCAACUGUCCUGUGGCUCAAGGACAACCAUACCUUGGGUGACUCCAGUGCCGGCGAGAUGGUUCUGUCUACUCGAAAUGUGUCUGAGACCCGGUACGUGUCAGAACUGACCUUGGUGCGUGUGAAGGUGGCAGAAGCUGGCUACUACACCAUGCGGGCCUUCCAUGAGGAUGCAGAGGCCCAGCUCUCCUUCAGGCUGCAGGUCAAUGUCCCUGUCCGUGUGCUGGAGCUGAGUGAGAGCCACCCUGCCAAUGGGGAGCAGACAAUCCGCUGUCGUGGUCGGGGCAUGCCUCAGCCAAAUGUCACGUGGUCUACUUGCCGAGACCUCAAAAGGUGUCCACGAAAGCUGUCACCCACACCCUUGGGGAACAGUUCCAAGGAGGAGAACCAGCUAGAGACUAAUGUGACUUUCUGGGAAGAAGAACAGGAAUAUGAGGUGGUGAGCACACUGCGCCUGCGUCAUGUGGAUCAGCCAUUGUCAGUACGCUGUAUGCUGCAGAACUCAAUGGGCAGAGAUUCGCAGGAGGUCACCGUGGUACCACAUUCCCUGCCCUUCAAAGUGGUGGUGAUCUCAGCCAUCCUGGCCUUGGUGGUCCUCACCGUCAUCUCUCUCAUCAUCCUUAUCAUGCUGUGGCAGAAGAAACCACGCUAUGAGAUCCGAUGGAAGGUGAUUGAGUCUGUGAGUUCUGAUGGUCAUGAGUACAUCUACGUGGACCCUGUGCAGUUGCCUUAUGACUCAACCUGGGAGCUGCCACGGGACCAGCUUGUGCUCGGACGCACUCUAGGCUCCGGGGCCUUCGGACAGGUGGUGGAGGCCCUGGUAGGGCCUCUAUACUGCCUCAGUGGCCCACUCAGGCUGAGACCCUCUCCCUCCUCAGCGACAGCCCGAAGCAGUGAGAAGCAAGCCCUCAUGUCAGAGUUGAAGAUCAUGAGUCACCUGGGACCCCACCUGAACGUUGUCAACCUGCUGGGAGCCUGUACCAAAGGAGGGCCCAUCUACCUUAUCACCGAAUACUGCCGCUAUGGUGACCUGGUGGACUACCUGCACCGCAACAAGCACACCUUCUUGCAGCGCCACUCCAACAAGCCCUGCCCACCCAGUGCUGAGCUCUACAGUAAUGCCCUGCCAGUAGGGCUCCCCGUGCCCAGCCACUUGUCCCUGACUGGGGAGAGCGAUGGUGGCUACAUGGACAUGAGCAAGGAUGAAUCUGUGGACUACGUGCCUAUGCUGGCCAUGAAAGGAGAUGUCAAGUAUGCAGACAUUGAGUCCUCCAACUACAUGGCCCCUUACGACAACUAUGUCCCAUCUGCCCCUGAAAGGACAUAUAGGGUCACCUUGAUCAAUGAGUCACCAGUGCUUAGCUACACAGACCUCGUGGGCUUCAGCUACCAGGUGGCCAAUGGCAUGGAGUUCUUGGCCUCUAAGAACUGUGUUCAUCGAGACUUGGCAGCCAGGAAUGUGCUUAUCUGUGAAGGCAAGCUGGUCAAGAUCUGUGACUUUGGCCUGGCUCGAUAUAUCAUGCGGGACUCCAACUACAUCUCCAAAGGCAGUACCUUCCUGCCUCUGAAGUGGAUGGCCCCAGAGAGCAUCUUCAACAGCCUCUACACCACCUUGAGCGAUGUGUGGUCUUUCGGGAUCCUGCUCUGGGAGAUCUUCACACUGGGUGGUACCCCUUACCCAGAGCUGCCCAUGAAUGACCAGUUCUACAAUGCCAUCAAGAGAGGCUACCGCAUGGCCCAGCCUGCUCAUGCCUCUGAUGAGAUCUAUGAGAUCAUGCAGAAAUGCUGGGAAGAGAAGUUUGAGACUCGACCCCCUUUCUCCCAGCUGGUGCUGCUCUUGGAGAGGCUGCUGGGUGAGGGUUAUAAAAAGAAGUACCAGCAGGUAGAUGAGGAGUUUCUGAGAAGUGACCACCCAGCCAUCCUGAGGUCUCAAGCUCGCUUGCCAGGGUUCCAUAGCCUCCGAGCUCCCCUGGACACUAGCUCUGUCCUCUACACUGCUGUGCAACCCAAUGAGGGUGACAAUGACUACAUCAUCCCCUUGCCUGACCCCAAGCCUGACGCUGCCGAUGAGGGCCUCCUAGAGGGUUCCCCCAGCCUUGCCAGCUCCACCUUGAAUGAAGUCAACACCUCCUCAACCAUCUCCUGCGACAGCCCCCUGGAUCUCCAAGAAGAACCACAGGCAGAGCCUGAGGCAGAGCCUGAGGCAGAGCUGGAGCAGCCACAGUGCUCAGGUUGCCAGGGACCUCUGGCUGAAGCAGAGGACAGCUUCCUGUAGGGUCUGCCCCCACCCCACCCAACCUGAAACUCUCAUUUGCCUCCUAGCACCCAACCCUCCUGGCCUAGCCUGGCCUGGCCUGGCCUGGCCUGGCCUUCCAGCUGCUGCACUGCCACCAGCUGUCCCCUUGAAGAAGGCCCCUGGUGUGUGGCACUCAAGGUCCAGGGACCAAUUUAGCUUAGGAGGCAAGAGAACUGUGGGAACUGAGCCUCUGCUUCUGGAAAGCCAUGAGACUCUGAGCCAGGGCUCCUCCAGGGGACUCCGUUUCCCCAGAUGUAAGAGGAAGAGUUGGGCUUGGCCUGGACAGGUAUGGAACCUAGAUUCCUGGAGAGAGUCCUGGGUGUAAAGUGGUGUGUUCACGUCCUCCUGUGUAGCCAGUUGCCCCUCAGCUGGAUCACUCCACUUUGAUCUUCCCAAGAACUUGGCAAGAACCUGGUGCCUGACUCCUGGCCAAACAGAGGCCAGCCUUGGACAAGGCCAUUUCAUUAGAACCCUCCUCCCCUGGUGCCAGUCUUAGCUUUCCCAGGCCCGAGCUGGUCUGGGGCCAGCCAUGCUUCAUGAACACUCUUAGGGGAGAAGGCAGAGCUGAGUACAGGAUGCUCUGGCCUGCAGCCCACAGGACACACCUGGCCACAAGAGGUACCCACGCCUUUCAUCUUCAUCACUCUCCGUUGACCUGCCCACCAGAGUCUGCAGGCCCAUAGUCCAUGCCUUCAUAUGCUAAACGCCUUCCUGAAGGCACCAGUAGGAGCCCUGACUCUGCACUGGACCUGCUAUGAGACCUUGGAAGACUCCCUUGUUCUCUCUGGGUACCAGUUUUCUUUCCCCUUUGAAAAGUAAGCAAGCUGGACUCAUUGACACUGUGUACCCUGUCAAUACUACGAGUCUAGAGUGUUCCAGGAGCUUGGACUUAUCCUGGCAGACUGGGGUCAAGUCCCUAAGCCACAUUUCUGGCUGAACUCUGGGAAGAUUCCAGAUACCACAUCUGGGGAUUCAGGAACUGAGCCUCUCCUUCAGGUCCCCAAGUGCAAUUGCACAGACCUUGACUUGGCAUAACAGUCAGUGUCCCAGGAAAACCCCCUACAGCUGUCUUGAGGACACAGAAGGACCACGAGACCCUUUUCAUACCAUGAUAAAAUCUGGAGCCAGCAAGAGUGGCAGAGAAAGGCAAGCUAGGUCACCCCAGGCCACUGUCAUCAGGAGUGUGGACAUGAUGAACCAGAGUGAAGGCAGAUGUGUCCUGUGUAGGACAAGAAGCUUGAGGUGGGCAUGAGACGCAGACGCCAUGGGGAUUGCCAUCUCAAUUGGCUGCUGUCCCUUGUCCUCAGGCAGCACUGUACAGGGAUGUUUUUGUCACUGCCCAAAUCCAGCAGUGGCUCUUUACCAACCCUGAACCAAUGGGCAUUGGAGGAUCCUGGGGAGUGAGGAGUGGGCUGGAAUAGGGAAGGAGAAGCCAGCCCCUCUGGGAGCUCUCCCAUGCUGGCUUGCUGGCCGGCAGUUCCCUUGCCUGGGGCAGCAGAGGUUGCUGGAGGAUGGGGAGAGCUGCUCACAACGGUACCAAAGAUGUAAUCACCUAGGUUUACAAGUACUCAUAGGACUCACGAUAACCCACUUAGACACCAGAAGUGCUAUUUUAUAUGCUGUUAAGCUUCCUAUCUGUACUUUUUUUAAAGGGAAAAAUUUUAAUAUUAAACUUGGUGCUUCUCACUAAAAGACCA
Messenger RNA from Cricetulus griseus (Chinese hamster), 5030 nucleotides. The record is from RefSeq and is a predicted model, not a curated record. Lineage: Eukaryota; Metazoa; Chordata; Mammalia; Rodentia; Cricetidae.